AGUGCCGAUAUGAAGGAAAUAUUGGAUUAACUUAUAAACCGCUAUCAACUCGGUUAUAACUAUCAUAAUACUGUUGAGCAUUUACGAAGCGUUGAUAACAAGAUUCUAUUAUCAAUGACAAAAAAAAAUCUUAUGACGUUAAGAAUGUCCUGUUUGAAGUAAUUUAAUUUUAAAUAAUUUGUGGCUUGUUUAAGAUUUAAUUUGUUACUUUAAUGUUUUCUCUUAUAUAUUAAAAUGUCAAUGCCAAUUGAAUUAAAUUUAGAAACUGUUCGAGAUUUUAUGAUAAUGAAUGGUGGCAAAGUAACUAAUCAUGAUCUAGUUACACAUUUCAAAUAUUUUCUGACAAAUCCACAAAACAGAGUUGAAGCGAGACAUAAAUUCAAGGAAAUUGUGAAUACAGUAGCAACAGUAAUUCGCGGUGAUGAUGGAGAGAAAUAUUUAAUGCUAAAACGACGUUUUCGCGCAGCUGGUUGUGUUGGAAUCUCACCUGAACCAUCCAUGAGUACAGCCUCAUCGCUAACAUCUCUCACUUCUUAUCCAGGAUUAUCUUCUGUACAUCAAUCACUAUCUCAAGAGUCAUUAAUUGAUCCACAUCGAUUUCAGCAAAUGUCUUUGAUUAAAUCACCAUCUAUCAGACAACCUCCACCUUAUCGACCUCCUCCAUCUCCAUCACCUUCACCAAAGGAAUACUCACCAACUAAAGAAAUAGCGCCUCCUGUACCUCCAAGACGAAGAAGUUCAGAAAAAUUAAGAUUAUCAGAGUCCUUUGAGAGUGAUUAUGACAGUUCUAAAACAAAUGAUAAAGAAAAUGAACAACAGCAACAAACUCAAAUAAGUGUAAAAGAUCGUACUAAAAAAUUUAAUCGAAUGGCUUCAGAAAGUGCUUUACAAAAUCUGCAACCCUCACCAAAUAAAAAAAAAAUAGAUAAGAACGACAGAGACGAGGAAGAUACGAUAUCUAUGACUUCGUUGGAUCCGAAGUCUAAAGAAUGGAUUGUGAAAUCAGCACAAUGUGAUUAUCAAGCUUUAGCAAAAAUGGCUUCGGACAAUCCAAAAAUUGUAAAAUUCAAGACGGCAUUACAUUGGGCAGCAAAACAUGGUCAUAUGGAUUUAGUGAAAAUGCUGGCAGGGACUUACGGUGCAAACGUGAAUGAUAAAACGGGACAUACACCUUGUCAUAUUGCAAUGCAGUUUGGCCACGAGGAAGUUUACAAAAUACUAGUAGAGUCUUAUGGAGCCGAUCCAAAUGUGCGCGACUGGAGCGGUCGUAAGCCUAGGCAGUAUCAGACAAAUAAAGACACUAGCCUAUCAGCAGACACGUACCGCAAAUUAAACGCUCGGAAACACAAAAAUGCAGAGAAAGAUUUAGGAUUUUUGAGAAUCGGUUCCUUGAAUGUACGGGUUAAACGUACCACAGAAGCCUUCAGCCAUUUUUUGGGAGUUGGAGGGCAAAAUACUGAAAAAAUUCAUAAAACAUGGGGCUCAGCAGACAACUUACAGAAUGAUGCAAAAAGAAUGCCCCCUCCUAAAAGUGUUUCAAUCAAAAAAAGAAAAUCAAAGAAACCACAAGACUACUUAAGAAGGGCUUCAGCUCCAACUGAGAGAUCGCCUGAAAAAAGAAAAUCUGAUACUACAGGUGAUUCUGACUCUGACACAGCAUGUGGAUUUGGUACUAAUUGGCAUCCAUCAUAAAAAAUCGAAGUAAAAUGUUAAAUUUUAGAGAAUCUUUUAUUUUCAAAAAUAUAACUAAAUGACAAAAACUGUGAAUGAGUAUUUAUUUCAAAAGAAAUAAGUAAUUGUGUAUUUUAUUUUAUAGUAUGGUAAUAUUGUACUGUUAUUUUAUUUUUUCAUAUUUGGAAUUUUAUUUUUUUUUUAACAUUUGAUAUAGGCACCUGUAAUAAAUAUUAAUGUAACAAACUCGAUAGGUAAUUUACUUAAAUUUUUAAUGUGCUGAUUGUAUCAUUCUUUUUUUUUAUGUAUGUUACUGUUUUAUUAUCUAUUUUUAAUUGUAUAUAAUAUCUGUACUUAGAUUAUUAAAAUAAUAUAUUUUUCAAUAAAAUUAUGUAACUAUUAAUCAUGAAAAACUGUUACUUUUCUUUAAGUUCUAAUACAAUUUUAAUUAAAAUUAAGUAAUAUUAAUAAUAAAGGUUAUUUCAUUAAAGUUAAUAUGUUUAAAAACUUGAUUAUUAGAGUAACUUUUUUUUUUGUUGAAAUUUUGUUGUGAUCAGUUAAUAUCAAUUUUUUAACACACUAGGUUAAAUAAUUGGAAAUUUUGUAAAUAAAAUGUUCUAUUAACCAAGUAAACUAUUUAAAUUUAUGCUAAAAGUUUUAAUUAUAUUUAUAUAUUGAUUUUUAUACAUUUAUAAUUUUUUCAUGUUUUAUAUUUUUUUAAAAGUUACUUAAUUUAUUAUAAUAAAAAUUGUAAAUUAAUUAUACACAUUGACUUGCAA
Messenger RNA from Daktulosphaira vitifoliae (grape phylloxera), 2450 nucleotides. It is a transcript of the gene sowah, whose product is annotated as ankyrin repeat domain-containing protein SOWAHB. NCBI's taxonomy places the organism in Eukaryota, Metazoa, Arthropoda, Insecta, Hemiptera, Phylloxeridae. Gene Ontology annotation, molecular function: protein binding. Bases 235 to 1692 code for a protein of 485 amino acids. The transcript has 13 exons. The record is from RefSeq and is a predicted model, not a curated record.